Molecule: messenger RNA, 871 nt
Organism: Perkinsus marinus ATCC 50983
Lineage: Eukaryota; Perkinsozoa; Perkinsida; Perkinsidae
Product: 14-3-3 protein, putative
Exons: 2
Coding region: 25-759 (244 amino acids)
Biological process (GO): signal transduction
Cellular component (GO): cytoplasm
Source: RefSeq, a predicted model, not a curated record
CAUCUACAUCCUAUCCUAUUCAUAAUGGCUGACGAACGUGAGAAAAACGUGUAUCUCUCUAAGCUCGCCGAGCAGGCUGAGCGUUAUGACGAGAUGGCAUCGUUCAUGAAGGCCGUGGCCGAGACAAAUGUGGAGUUGAGCGUCGAAGAACGCAACUUGUUGUCGGUCGCCUACAAGAAUGCUGUUGGCUCUCGACGGGCCUCCUGGAGGAUUGUCUCCUCUGUCGAGCAGAAGGAGACCUCCAAGGGCAACACGACCAAUGCUGAGAUCGCCAAGUUCUUCAAGGAGAAGGUUGAAACAGAGCUGCAGGGUAUUUGCGACAGUGUUCUCGCGUUAUUGGAGAAGAGCCUGAUACCCCACUCACAGACUGGAGAGUCGAAGGUGUUUUAUUAUAAGAUGAAAGGAGACUACAAUCGCUAUAUUGCUGAAUUCAAUUCAGGCGAAGAAAAGAGCAAGGCUUCUGAAGCUGCUUUUCAGGCAUAUAAAGACGCCACGGCUAUUGCUCAGUCUGAUCUGCCUGUAACUCAUCCCAUCAGACUCGGCCUCGCCCUCAACUUCUCAGUUUUCUAUUAUGAGGUUUUGAAUCAGCCUGAUGAGGCCUGUAAGAUGGCGAGAACGGCAUUCGAGGACGCCAUCGCUGAGCUCGAUAAUGUCAGUGAGGAUAGUUACAAGGACUCAACUCUUAUUAUGCAGCUCCUUAGAGACAAUCUCACUCUUUGGACAUCUGAUCAGGAUGGUGCAGCCGAUGCUGCGCAGUAGAGCAGAUUGUCGACGAGCUGUCGAGGGCUUCAAGUGGCGGCUAUCAUCCAUAACCUUGCGCUGCUGUUUGACUAAUUAUUGACGUGGAGAGAAGCUGGUUUAUCUGAUAUCU